AUUUUGAUUUUUCACGGUGGUGUAUUUCAAUAUCGUCAUGGAGAAAACUAAAGGAAAUGAACGUACUGCUGUAAUACUGAAUGUACAAGAAAGGUUUUGAUUGCAGAAUGUUUUCGGGAUGUGCACACACACCAUAGGCCUCUACCUAGGCCUAGAUAAUUAAAGAAGGGUAAAGUUCUGUACUGUAGCCUACCUAGGAUGGAUCUUAAGUAUGUAGGUGCUGUAGCAGUAGGUAUGGCUACUGGUGCUUCUAUUGUUUUGGCUUUAUCACACUGGAAGAAACAUCGCAGUCAACGGCUAGAAAAUGACAUAGAAUUUAACAGAACGACAGUUGUUAGGGAAAACAUCAACACCAGUACCCUGAAUGACAGCUUUCGAGGCCUGAAUGCCAGCCAAGUCGGUGACUCACUUCUUGCUACUCCAGCACGCUCCUUUGGGCCUACAGACACCAUGAUGAGUACGCAGCACACGUUGCUUGCCACUCCGUCCAGAGAAGUUCAGCCGGAAGAUGUAUCCAGUCCGCAAAAUGGAGGCUAUGUUCAUCAGGAAAACCAAAGUUUACUGAAUCUCUUGUUUAAUAUUGCAGAAGAUAAAGCUAGGAAAGAGGGCGUUGUUCAUCGUGGUAUCACCUGCAAUACAUGUAACUGCAGUCCUGUUUGUGGCAUCAGAUAUAAGUGUUCAAACUGUGUUGACUACGAUGUCUGUGAUAGAUGCGAGCCACAAGAUAUCCACAACAAAACCCACACAUUUAUGAAAAUCAAGAUACCUAUUCCACCUUUAGCUAAUCCUCGGAACAUCCUUAUGAAACCAUUCUACACAGGUAAAGUUUACAAUAUACGAAAAUUAGCCUGGGAUGAAUUGAGUAAAUUAAAGAGUGAAACUUUCUUUGACCAGUUUGAGGUUGAAGCAUUGUACUACCAGUACUUGGCAAUAUGUACCAAAGAGCAGGGAAUCACUCGUGAGGUGUAUGACCAGUGUUUAGGCUCACUAGGUAUUGAGAAGAACUUGCUUAUGGACAGACUAUUCAAGUUCUAUGAUGCUGAUGGUGAUGGUUAUAUUAACUUUUCUGAGUUUGUCCACGGACUGUCUAUACUUGUGAAAGGAAAUAUGGAAGACAAAGUUGAAUAUGUUUUUGAAGGGUAUGAUUUAGAUAGUAUGGGUACCAUCAGCCGGGACAACCUGCGCAAGAUGUUCAAAGCUUAUUUCUACAUUACAAUUGAACUAGUAAGAGAUGUGGUGAAGGCUUGUGAGGAAGAAAUGAUGUUGAAUUUUGAUGACAAUCUCGGGCGACCUGUCUCAUCUAUGUUCAGUGCACCGAUUCCAAGCAGCUCUGAUAUCGCCCCCAACUACAAUUCAAAGAUUCCCCUUCCUAGUAAUCCUGGUACCAGGGAAGAUAUGUGGCCUGUAAUGGAGGCUAUGUCACAGGAUGCAAUAGAAGAGAUGGUUGAGAAUGUGUUCAAGUUAGCUAAGCUGGAUCACAAUGGCAGAAUAAAUCUUGAAGAAUUCAAGAGACUUGCCUGCAUUGACAGCAGUUUAGUUGCUUGGUUUGAUGCCUUAGGGACAGUUUUUUGAAUGAAUAUAAAGUAAGUGGACUGGACAGUUACGACAAGAUGGUAAUGUUAUAUCAUGCAAAUAUUGCAUUAUUAUGUGCACUUAAUGCAGCUGAUUUGUAUUUAUUCAUGUGCAUGGAUUAUGUGGACAGUUGCAGGGUUCGGACCAAUGAUGGAAAUGCUAGCCGAGUAAAACAGUAUGUGAGCUAAAAUAUUGUCACAUAUAUUGUUAAUACUUUUUUACAAUGCCUGAAGUACUCUGAUA
Messenger RNA from Anneissia japonica, 1815 nucleotides. RefSeq lists its product as uncharacterized. NCBI's taxonomy places the organism in Eukaryota, Metazoa, Echinodermata, Crinoidea, Comatulida, Comatulidae. The transcript has 13 exons. Gene Ontology annotation, molecular function: zinc ion binding; calcium ion binding. The record is from RefSeq and is a predicted model, not a curated record. Bases 199 to 1572 code for a protein of 457 amino acids.